UGCAUUGAAAAUUCCAGUCUAAAUUCCAGUGUAGUUACACUGUAAAUCCAUAGUGCAAUUUCAUUGUAUUUUUACUAUGUAAUUACACUGUAAUAUCAGUGUACUUACACUGUAAAUCAGAGUGUAAUUUCAGCGAAUUACAUUGUAAUCCUAGUGAAUACGAUUCAGCUUUUGUAUGUUCAUUCAGCUUUUUGCGAAUGAUAGUAACGAUUUAGUUGAGUGUGUCUAGUAGUCUUUUGGAGGGUGUUCAUUCCGCUGUUAUUUUUAGUUUACUAUCAUAAUCAUUUGACCAUGGUUAGUUAAAUAGACUGGCAGAUUGAGGAAGGGUUGCGGGAGAGUUGUUUUUAGUUACUAUCAUAGUCCUUUUCUUGGUAUUGUCGUUAUUUUUAGUCUUAUAUAGGGUGUUCAUUCAGCUUUUGUAUUACUUUACCACGAUUUGCAGUGCUUUUGUGUUCUCAUUUUUAUCCUUGCUUCAUCAUAAUCAUUUGACUAUGGUUAGUGAUACAGAUGGGCAGAUUGCAGAAGGGUUGUGGGCAGGAAGCCCAUGAUCUUUCUCCUGAUAGCAGUGUAGAUUCUUCUGAGAAGCCUUUUGUUCCUGACGAUUGUUUUGAUGCUAAUUCUUUCAAAGUGUCCCAUGUUUAAGUCUUGCUUUAAUAUCCAGUCCUACUUGUUUGCUUUUCCCGCGUUCUAGUUUAAUUUAGUUAGUUGUGCUUUUCUGUCGGAUUCUUCUAUGGAUGAUGGCACGUUUGACAAAGCAUUGUUUGAUUUCUAAGGAUGAAGGAGUGCAUCUUCUUCAUCUUGCAGGUAUGACUCAUGUCUUUGCAUUCUUGCUUCACCUUCUUGAACCUGAAAUUUUGGAAAAAUGAAAGCACUCAGCAGUCUCUGUAUUAAGUCUACUCUAAUUUUUAAGAAUUACAAUGUAAUUCUGAAUUUUUACAGUGUCAAAAAAGAAGUAAUUUACAAGAUAUGACACAGUAAUUAUUUUGAACCAUAGCCUUUCAUUUUGUUACAAUGUACUGUAAUUCUGAAAAAAUUUACACUGUCAAAACAGAAGUAAUUUGCAAUGUAAUUCCUUGCUUUUUUCUGUAUAUUACAAUACUAAUUACCAUGCAGAGCUACAAUAAAUUUGAACCAUACUUGUAGGUGUAUUUUUUCAUUCAAUGCUUUACUUUUAGUAUAUGGCAGUAACUGGUGUAAAAAAAAUGUAAUUUCUGAAUCAUAAUUACAGUAUAUUGUCUGCAUUUUUUAAGUGUAAACAAGAAAGCAAUGUUAGUGUAAUUUUCAAGUUUCCUUUUUGACGGUUACUGUAAUAAUUUGAACUACAAGUCAAAAUAAUUUGACCAUUUUACAGUCCCAAAGUUUAUGAAUUAUAGUAUUGUUCCUAGCCUUUUUGUUUGAGCAGUUCAGUGCUUUUUCAGUCUAACUAUAUGGAAGAUACACUGAUGAAUCAUAGCAAUCAGUUCACUGCUUUUAGUUUUCUAGACCGUCAACUCUAACCAACCCUAAGAUGAUACCCAAACUUACUGAAUGUUCUAAACCCUAAGGUUUCUGUGAAGGUUUUGUGAGUAAUAUUUUUAUGUGAAUUUUUUUGUCAUUGUCAAGUUAGUUCACAAGCAUCGUAAAGGGUGUCUGUUGUAAAUCCUGUUCUUAUUUUUGAUUUUUUUUUUGUUUGAAGUUUCUGAAUUUUCUGCAUGUACAUUUUGUACUACUAGCUUCACUGUAACAUCUAAGCAGAUUUUCAGAGUUCCCCUUUAUGUUUCCUCUAGUAUGUAAGGGGGGACUGAACUAGAUUCAGUCUUAACACCUUAGAAGGUUGUCCAUGCUUUCCUGUCUAUGUUGAUCCUUACUAAUCGUAAUCUGAUCUUUUUGUUCUUGCAAAGUUCAGAUUUCCUGUGCACGUUCCGUGUAGAUGUUGAGAAUUAGGAGAGGGAGCUGUUUUACAGGAGAAGUACUGGGAGUGAGUGCAAAGUUUUGUAGGAGAGAUUUCUUCACCUGUCAAUCCAUGAUUUUUCUGCAGGUUUGCCUCCUGGUAGGUGGGACAGAAACAGCGACAAAAAAAGGACAGGAACAUACAAUGGACAUGGCACACUUGUCAAUUUGUGGGUGGUCUAAAAAUCUGACUGAAACUAAAUCAUAAUAGUAGGAUCUAAGAUGAAUAUAUAGACAUCAAUUUUGUUGCUGUCUUGAUCGGAAGCAUCAAGCCGUAUAUUUCCGCAGAAGCUGUGACACACGUAUCUUUGUGCGGAAGGACUGCAGCACCGUCAUGCUCACGCCUCAGAUUUCUUCGUCGCCCUUGGCAAAUAUCUCGAUGAACUGGUGCAGGAGAGACGGCACCGUCCCAAAAACUAAAUGCUCAGUUUCCACUUGUUACUUGUUGUUACGUUACCAACAACAACGACGACGACACGGCAUCACUGCUGCAUCGAUCUGCAUAUGCAACCCACAAAGAAAAGAAAAGAAGCCAUCUUGUUCUCGUACGCAUCGAUCCCCACCACUCGCUCUCGAUCGCAUCAAGAAACGCCUAUCUACAGCUAGACAACACUCGUGUUCUCCGUUCAACUUAGUAACCUCUCUGUACAUAGAGAUAAGACCAGACAAAUCCAUCAGCUAGUCACUCGAUCGGGGCCCCGCCAUGGAGCAAUGGGCGUACUACCAUUGCCUCUUCCUGGCUCUCCUCCUCCCUCUCCUGCUGCUCAAGCUCAACAGCAAGCGUGGCGGCGUGCGUCUGCCACCCGGUCCGUGGCGGCUGCCGGUCAUCGGCAGCCUGCAGCACCUCGCCGGCAACCCGCUCGUGCACCGCGUCAUGGCCGACCUCGCGCGCCGGCUGGACGCGCCGCUCAUGUACCUCAAGCUCGGCGAGGUGCCCGUGGUGGUGGCCACGUCCCCGGAGGCCGCCCGCGAGAUCAUGCGGACGCACGACGUCGUCUUCGCGACGCGGCCGUGGAGCCCCACCGUCAAGAUCAUGAACGCCGAGGGGCAAGGCCUGAUAUUCGCGCGCUACGGUGCGUUGUGGCGCCAGCUCCGCAAGAUCUGCAUCCUGGAGCUGCUCAGCGCGCGCCGCGUGCAGUCGUUCCGCCAUAUCAGAGAGGACGAGGUCGGACGCCUCCUGGCCGCUGUUGCCGCGGUGCCGCCCGGGGAGCCCGUGAACGUGAGCGAGCGGAUCGCCGUGCUCAUCACCGACUCGGCGGUGCGCGCCAUGAUUGGGGACAGGUUUAAGAGGCGGGAGGAGUUCUUGCAGACUCUCGACGAAGGGGUCAAGCUCGUCGCCGGGUUCAACCUCGGCGACCUCUUCCCGUCGUCGCGCCUCGCCAGCUUCAUCAGCGGCACGGCGCGGCUGGCCGAGGAGAACCACCGCAAGAGCUUCGAGCUCAUGGAGUACGCGAUCCAGCAGCACGAGCAGCAGAGGGCCGCCGCCUCAGCGAACGAUGACGGAGGAGAGGACCUAGUGGACACGCUCUUGAGGAUACGCAAGGAAGGUGGCCUCGACGUGCCUCUUACCAUGGGCAUGAUCAAAGCAGUUAUACUGGAUCUAUUUGGUGCCGGGAGUGAGACUUCAGCUACCACACUUCAGUGGGCCAUGUCGGAGCUCAUGAGGUACCCAAACGUGAUGCGGAAAGCACAAGCUGAAGUACGCAAAAACCUCCAAGGAAAACAUAAGGUGACUGAGGAUGACUUGGCCAAUCUCAAGUACCUUAGACUCGUCAUCAAGGAGACAAUGAGGUUGCAUCCAGCCGCGCCAUUGCUUCUCCCUAGAGAGGCCAUGGAGCCUUGCAAAAUUCUCGGGUACGACAUACCCAAGGGCACCACGGUGUUGGUGAAUGCAUGGGCGAUCGGCAGGGAUCCUAAGCAUUGGGAGGAUCCUGAGGAGUUCAAGCCGGAGAGAUUCAAGUCCGGAAUGGUCGACUUCAAAGGCACAAACUUCGAGUACAUACCGUUCGGGGCAGGCAGGAGAAUGUGCCCUGGAAUGACAUUUGCGCAGGCCAGCAUGGAGAUUGUGCUCGCCUCACUUCUCUACCACUUUGACUGGGAGCUCCCAAAUGGGGUUAAGCCAGAUGGGCUAGACAUGACCGAGGAGAUGGGUCUCACCGUCCGGCGAAAGAACGACUUGUAUCUGCACGCCGUGGUCCAUGUACCCCUGAUUUGAUUUACACUUGCAUUGGUAUGUCAUAUGUGACUGAAUUCUCGCAUAUUUGUGCCUUCUAUGUGCCUUGGUCAACUGUGUGACUGCUAGACUGCCUUGUCAGGUGACUGCCAGAGAUACGUUGUCGAUUAAUUUGGGGUCCUCAAACUUCUCUGAUCCUCAUACUUGGAUGUUCAUCUUAGAACACCGAUCAGUGAAUUAAUUUUAUGUUAUGUACUGA
Triticum aestivum (bread wheat) is the source of this 4361-nucleotide messenger RNA. Its product is annotated as desmethyl-deoxy-podophyllotoxin synthase. Bases 2633 to 4144 code for a protein of 503 amino acids. Gene Ontology annotation, molecular function: monooxygenase activity; oxidoreductase activity, acting on paired donors, with incorporation or reduction of molecular oxygen; heme binding. The record is from RefSeq and is a predicted model, not a curated record. NCBI's taxonomy places the organism in Eukaryota, Viridiplantae, Streptophyta, Magnoliopsida, Poales, Poaceae. The transcript is spliced from 2 exons.